CUCUAUAUCUGGUGAGUCGGAUCUUUGACACGCUUUAGGAUUUCGCAAUACUGGUCAGACACGCGAAUCAGACCCUGAAGGCCUGAUAAGCCAGUGGGUAAAUACUCGUUAUCUUUGUGCAAUGUGCGCCGUACAGCAUGUACUGUACCAUAGGUAAGGAGAAAGACCGAUCAUUUAGGAGUCACGUUUAUUAGGUUUGCUAUUAUCGACGUUUCCAAAUUCCAAUGGCUAGGUACAUUAUUAUCAAGGACUCGUGAACACAGCUAUAGUGAAACAUAUAUGGAUAAUGAGAUCCAUCAGGUUCAUCUUACUGUUCUCAGUACUCUCCACUCUUUCAUUGAACUCCGUGGCCUUAUUCUAUCCCACUGAGUUAUAUGUGACUGCUCACUACAGAGCACUUGCUGAAGAACAACCCCUCCCCGAAGCUCUUCGUCGCACGUCCCUCUUAACGAGGGUACUCUGUUUUUUGGCACUUGGACGCCCAGAUCUUGAUGAUCAUUGGAAGUCGCUGCAAUCAGAGAGAGCCUUCGAAACCGUUAGGAGCAGGUCAUGCUCUAUCCUGACUAGCACUAUUACCACAGCAACUGUCCUCCUCGCUACAAGCGGUGUUUUCGUCAGUACGGGCUCUCCUGUGCCAUACUUUGACUAUUCAUCACCUGCUCCCUAUUGUCUACUCCUUAUGUCUCUCAUGCUCGCCAUGAUUGCGAUGUUGAUAUCUGGCUCGAGCAUGGUACGUUGGCUACACACCGAUCGCCACUGGAUUCAAGAACAACUCACGGAAGGCGACUACUUCGUCUUGUCCUACCUGUUGUCGAUAGUCACGCCUAUAUUCUUUGUUGUCUUAUCCCUGAAUUGUUUUAUGUUUGCGAUGUUGAUAGCAGGCUUUUCCUCUCGAAGUAUGGUCUGCCGCACCGUCACUACGCUCUGGCUGGUCACAUACGUUGUCAACAUUGGGGCAAUAUUCAUGGAAUUUAUGUGGAAAUAUGCAAAGGGCAUCAAAUCACGCUAGAUGUCCAUAGUAGUUUCCACUUUGUUCAUUCUUAGUCUCGAAUUGUGAUAUUGUACACUGUAAUCGAUGCUUCAUCUUUGUAUUUUUGUUGUUAAAUAACGGAUCGGUGGUCAUGCAUUUUUUCAUGCCCUCUAGAAGAUCUGACAAAAAUCUAAGUCGAGAAUAUGGC
Molecule: messenger RNA, 1178 nt
Organism: Suillus discolor
Lineage: Eukaryota; Fungi; Basidiomycota; Agaricomycetes; Boletales; Suillaceae
Exons: 6
Coding region: 287-1009 (240 amino acids)
Source: RefSeq, a predicted model, not a curated record